This is a messenger RNA of Phyllostomus discolor (pale spear-nosed bat), 5685 nucleotides long. RefSeq names its product ATP binding cassette subfamily B member 7 (gene ABCB7). Gene Ontology annotation, cellular component: mitochondrial inner membrane. Lineage: Eukaryota; Metazoa; Chordata; Mammalia; Chiroptera; Phyllostomidae. Gene Ontology annotation, biological process: intracellular iron ion homeostasis; transmembrane transport. The record is from RefSeq and is a predicted model, not a curated record. Gene Ontology annotation, molecular function: ABC-type transporter activity; ATP hydrolysis activity; ATP binding. The transcript has 15 exons. The coding region runs from base 33 to 2213 and encodes 726 amino acids.
CUCUGCUCUCGGUUCCUCUUUCCUCGCUCAAGAUGGCGCUGCUCGCGAUACAUUCCUGGCGCUGGGCUGCCGCGGCGGCUGCUUUCGAAAAGCGUCUGCGCCUCUCGAUUCUGAUCCGGCCUCUAGUGUCCGUGCGCGGUUCAAGUUCGCAGUGGGGGUCACGUCAACCCGGCAUCCCAGAAACCGCUCGGACCUCCCAGGCUCUCCAGGUGUGGCCGCUGAUAGAAAAGAGGACAUGUUGGCAUGGUCAUGCAGGAGGAGGACUCCACACAGACCCGAAAGAAGGGUUAAAAGAUGUUGAUACUCGGAAAAUCAUAAAAGCAAUGCUUUCUUAUGUGUGGCCCAAAGACAGGCCAGAUCUACGAGCUAGGGUUGCCAUUUCCCUGGGAUUUUUGGGUUGCGCAAAGGGCAUGAAUAUUGUGGUUCCCUUCAUGUUUAAAUAUGCCGUAGACAGCCUCAACCAGAUGUCGGGAAAUAUGCUGAACCUGAGUGAUGCACCAAAUACAGUUGCAACCAUGGCAACGGCAGUUCUGAUUGGCUAUGGUGUAUCAAGAGCUGGAGCUGCCUUUUUUAAUGAAGUUCGAAAUGCAGUAUUUGGCAAGGUAGCCCAAAAUUCAAUACGAAGAAUAGCCAAAAAUGUCUUUCUUCAUCUUCACAACCUGGACCUGGCUUUCCACCUGAGCAGACAGACAGGAGCUUUAUCAAAGGCUAUUGACAGAGGGACAAGGGGAAUCAGUUUUGUUCUGAGUGCUUUAGUAUUUAAUCUUCUUCCCAUUAUGUUUGAAGUCUCUCUUGUCAGUGGUGUUUUGUAUUACAGAUGUGGUGCCCAGUUUGCAUUGGUGACUCUUGGGACACUUGGUGCAUACACAGCAUUCACAGUUGCCAUCACUCGAUGGAGAACUAGAUUUAGAAUAGAAAUGAACAAAGCGGAUAAUGAUGCAGGUAACGCUGCCAUAGACUCGCUGCUGAAUUAUGAAACUGUGAAGUAUUUUAAUAAUGAAAACUACGAAGCACAAAGAUAUGAUGGAUUUUUGAAGACAUAUGAGGCUGCUUCAUUGAAAAGUACCUCUACUCUGGCUAUGCUGAACUUUGGUCAAAGUGCUAUUUUCAGUGUUGGUUUAACGGCUAUAAUGGUGCUCGCCAGUCAGGGAAUUGUGGCAGGUACCCUUACCGUUGGAGAUCUAGUAAUGGUGAAUGGACUGCUUUUUCAGCUUUCAUUACCCCUGAACUUUCUGGGAACUGUAUAUAGAGAAACUAGACAAGCACUCAUAGAUAUGAAUACCUUGUUUACGCUUCUUAAGGUAGACACCCGAAUUAAAGACAAAGUGAUGGCAUCUCCCCUUCAGAUCACACCCCAGACAGCUACGGUGGCCUUUGAUGAUGUGCAUUUUGAAUACCUUGAGGGGCAGAAAGUUCUUAAUGGAAUAUCUUUUGAAGUCCCUGCAGGAAAGAAAGUGGCCAUUGUAGGAGGUAGUGGGUCAGGGAAAAGCACAAUAGUGAGGCUGUUGUUUCGCUUCUAUGAGCCUCAGAAGGGUAACAUUUACCUUGCUGGUCAAAAUAUACAAGAUGUGAGUCUGGAGAGCCUUCGGAGGGCAGUGGGAGUAGUACCUCAGGAUGCUGUCCUCUUCCAUAACACCAUUUACUACAACCUGUUAUAUGGAAACAUCAAUGCUUCACCUGAGGAUGUGUAUGCAGUGGCAAAAUUAGCUGGACUCCAUGAUGCAAUUCUUCGAAUGCCACAUGGAUAUGACACCCAAGUAGGGGAACGAGGCCUCAAGCUUUCAGGGGGAGAAAAGCAAAGAGUAGCAAUUGCAAGAGCCAUUUUGAAGGACCCUCCAGUCAUUCUCUAUGAUGAAGCCACUUCAUCCUUAGACUCAAUCACUGAAGAGAUUAUUCUUGGUGCCAUGAGGGAUGCAGUCAAACACAGAACUUCUAUUUUCAUUGCGCACAGGUUGUCAACAGUGGUUGAUGCUGAUGAAAUUAUUGUCUUGGACCAGGGUAAAGUAGCUGAACGUGGUACCCACCAUGGUUUGCUUGCUAACUCCGGCAGUAUCUAUUCAGAAAUGUGGCAUACACAGAGCAGCUACGCGCAGGGCCGUGAUAACCCCACAUGGCAAGCAAAGAAAGAAAAUCUGUCCAAAGAAGAGGAAAGGAAGAAACUACAAGAAGAAAUUGUGAACAGUGUGAAAGGCUGUGGAAACUGUUCCUGCUAAGUCACAUGAGACAUUUUCUUUUCUUUUUUUUUUUUGACUAUACAUUUGCACUGAAACAAAAUUGUUUUAUUAAAAAAAUUAUAUAUUCCCAUUAUCUGUAUUCCUCCUUCCAGAUAAGAUUUAUUUGAAAGGUGAUUUGAGUUUUAUAUCUUUCACAAUCUAAUUUAAUGUGGUAUCUUUGUUUAUCACCAAAUUAUUUUCUUGUUACUGCCUUCAUUUUGCUCAAAUCACAAUUUUUGUUACUAUUUGACUUUACCCCAUUUCCAUUUUGGAGGCCCAGUAGUCAUUUGAUGAUGAAUCAGAUUGGUUUCCAAAUUUUAGUAGUUUUUAAAACCCUCUUUAUGCUGACAAUUUAGAUAAGUGUCUUCUUAAAAUUAAAAAAAGAAGACAGUGAGGUUCAUUGUUUCUCUUCCUUGCCACCCCUAUUGAAAUACUUCAGUGAUAGGUAUCUAUACUCAUGUUUGUAUAAAAAAUAUUUGCUGUUAUAUAUCUUUUGAGGAAAAACCUAAUUCUCAUGUUAGGUAGCAAGUGCAUCAUUAACCAGCAUUAUAACUAUCAUCCAGUGGUGAGAAUUUUAUUUUUUCCCACCAAAAUGAGAUAUCGCUUUUGUCUUGGACAAACAUUUAUAUAUUUCUCUUUAAAAACUUACAAACCCUGAUGUAACUUGUGACAUAUCAUACUGGAAGUAAUCUAAAAAGCUUAGGAAGUUAAUUGCCUUUUCUCUUUCCAUCUUAAAUACACUGUUUUUGUGAUCCGAAGUUAUAAAGAGAAACAAGUAAAUGAGAUGUGCGUAUGCAUGCGUGUGUGUACACACGCUCACACAUGUAAAUAGCAACAUCCACUUAAAAAUUCUUAAUGACCUUGAGAUAAAUAGGAGAGGUUGGACUGGAAUCUGUACUGACACUUUAGAAUUACUUUAUCACAAGGUCCCCUCUUCCUUUUUCAGUAAUUUGAUGAGUCCCUUUAAGCUUGGUAUAACAAAAAGUAGCCCAAAUGAAAUAUUCAAGUUUUGCCUGCUAGAAAUAAUUAAUAAAAUGUUGCUAUAUGUUCACUGAGAAUGCUCCUCUCUUUUAUAAUUUGAAUUUGCUUUGAUUUGUUUGGUAGUAAUAAUUCAGUUUGGAAAACUGUGUAUCUCAUGACUAACCACAUGACUAUAUGUAAUGAGGCUUUAUUUCUCAAAAAUGUUUUUAAAGUCGUUAUUUUAUUGGUUUAUGGUUUUAAUGUGUUUUAAAUGAUAAUUUGGUAUAGGCGAGACUAAUGUUUUCAUCUGCUUUGUAUUGUCAUUUGUGGGUAGAGCAACAUAUCUAACUCAAGUGUCCAGUUUUGUUAUAUUUGAUAAGUAUCAAUAUCUUGAAACCAGUGUGUCACAGUCUUUGACACCAGAAUAAGUAAUGCAGGAUCUUGCUUUUGUUUUUUUAAAUGUAAUGUUUAUUGUAUUUUUCCCCACUACCAUUUAGUCCCCUUAUAUACCCUUCCCCUUGGCAGUCACCACACUGUUGUCCAUGUCCAUGAGUCCUUUUUCCUUUUUGUUCAAUUAAGGAUCUGUCUUUUGAAGCUGUAGUUAAGACUGAGAUGUGUAAUCAUCUGCAAAAUGGAGGGGGAUGGGGAUGGGACAUUUCUUACUCUGAAGCCAUAGACAUUAUUGCUCUUAUGAAGGAAAAAAAAAACACAAUUCCUUUGAACAGAUCAGCUGUAUUGCUAGAAAUGUGGUUAGUCUGGAUAGAAAUUUUGCUUCUGUUAAUUCCUUCUACAUAUUUCCAAUGACACUGAUAGGCAAGAUUUAGCUUAGUUGUAUAAUCAAGCAGGCAAGAUUGAAGUAACCAUUAGAAAUACUCAUUUUGAGUGUAAAUAGUUGUAUUCAAAGUGAUUCUGCAAUAUGAGAAACAUUUAGUCAAAGGAAGAUAGGAAUAUUUUUAGGGUGGGGAUAAUUUCCCCUGUAAGAGAUUUAAACCUCUUUUUUGUCGUAUGACUGGAGGUGGAUCCUAGACCAUUGGGUCACUGUGGUCAUUAACCAGUAUUUUCAACUAAUAAAAAGUGACCUAAAACAUACAGUUUUUGUAGGGGUUAUAACUAAGUUUUAAAUAUUUUUCUUUUAACUUCAUCAUAUUAAGGUGUUCCAUACAGUGAAACAAUAGACAAAUUAAAAUGAAAGAAAAGUUUUCUGAAGAAAGGGCAAGAAAAAAUGGCCUUUAUUAUAAUUACAUUACAGUAUUACAUACACAAAAGGAUAAAGUGUAUAAAUUUCUAAAUCAGCACUGCAACAUAGUUUUUAAUGUAUUGUGAUAAAUAAGCUACAGUUUUGAAAUAUGUGCCGUUAAAAUGGAGCAAGAUGAUAGGGUUUAAUCUCUCAUAUCCUACUGUUUUAAAGACUGAAAAGUUUACUUUCUUCCUAAGGGAAUUCCAGUUGACAAAAAUUAAAUUGAAACCAAGGUAAUUUGGGAUUAAAAAAAAAAAAACUGGGCCAGAUGUCUUCCUGGAGGUUUUUAACAUAGAAAUAUUUUGGUGAGCAGAUGUGCUCAUUUGGAAAUUGAGGGUCAUUUCUUAGAAACAGAAAGAAACUUUAGCAUUUGGACAAACUCAAAAUAUGCAUUUGCUUUUCCUCUGCAGGGAUUUGCACCUUUUGUAUGCCUUACGAUCAAUAUUUUGCCUUUUCCCUUAGAUACUGACAAAGUUCAGUUUGUAAGGAUGGCUAAUGCAAAAAUAUCUUUUGCAACUUCUGGCCAAGAUAGGGGCAUAGGUAGAUACACUUUGCCUCUUUGUACAACCAAAUGAAGGAAAACGACAAAUUUAAAAACACAAAAUAACCAGAACUGCCAGAAAAUCGAACUUACAUACAAAGGAGUUCCCAUAAGACUAUCAGCUGGUUGCUCAAGAGACCUUACAGGCAAGAAGGGGCUAGAAAGAAGUAUUCCAAGUCAUGGAAUGCAAGGACCUACAUCCAAGAUUGCUCUCUCCAGCAAAGCUAUCAUUUAGAAUGGAAGGGCAGAUAAAGUGCUUCCCAGAUAGAGUCAAGUUAAAGGAGUUCAUCAUCACUAAGCCCUUAUUACAUGAAAUGUUAAAGGGGCUUAUUUAAGAAAAAGAAGAUGAUUAAAACUGUGAACAGAAAAAUGACAACAAACUUACAACUAUCAACAACCAAGCCUAAAAAAAACAAAAACGAGCUAAGCGAACAACUAGAAUAGGAGUAGAAUCAUAGAAAUAGAGAUUACAAAGAGGGUUAUCAGCAAGGAGGACGAGCAGGGAGAAUAGGGGAAAAGGUACAGGGAAUAAGAAGCAUAAAUGGUCGGUACAAAAUAGAUAGGGGGAGGUUAAGAACAGUAUAGGAAAUGGAAAAGGUAAAGAACUUGUAUGUACAACCCAUGGACGUGGACUAAGGUCAAGGAAUGCUGGUAGGAGUGGGGUACAGGGUGGCGGGGAGUAAAGGGGAGAAAAAAUUGGACAACUGUAAUAGCAUAAUCAAUAAAAUAUAUUU